UUGACAUUUCAAUUUGUUGUUUCUUGUUUGUGUGUAAAUUGCAAGGUUAAUUUUUAUUUUUCCUAAUAAAUAUUAAACGUUUUGAUUUAAUUCUCUAAUUGUUCCAGAAUUAUGAAUUCAUAUUAAUCAACCAACUAACAACCAAGCAGUCAUGGAUACAGUGGACAUCCUAGACGUGUCUCAGCUGCGGCUGGCGGGCGACUUCGACGCUCAGGUCCGGGAUGUGCUGCAGUUUGUGAGGCUCACGAGGGAGGAGGUGGAGAACCUGAGGCUACUGUAUGAGGACCUGGAGCAGACGCUGCGGACGCGCUGGCACGAUUGUAAGAUUCAUCCUUUUGGUUCAAUAGUGACUGGACUCGGAAUAAAGACUAGUGAUGCAGACUGCUUUGUUGAGGUACCUUUUGUGCCUUCCUCUCAGAAAAACUCCCAGAUAUGUGUGAAGGCAGCUCGAAACACUCUGCAGAGAUAUCCAGAUCUGUUCACUAAACUGUUUGUCAUAUUAUCAGCAAAAGUGCCAAUAGUUCAGUUCACACAUGUGCCGACACAGAUCCACUGUGACGUGAGCUUCACGAGUCAUGCGGGGACCCGCAACAGUGAACUCAUCUGUUUCAUGAUGCAAUUGGACAGCAGGGUCCUUCCCAUGACCAUCCUCAUUAAAUACUGGUCUAAAGUUCACGGCCUCACCGGCACCAACAAACUACCCAAUUACUCUCUCAUCAUGAUGACUAUAUUCUACUUACAACAAAUAGAUGUCCUGCCCUCUGUUGAGUAUCUGCAGAAUUCUGCAGCACAAACGAACAUGGUGGAUAAUUGGAACACCAGCUUCAUGACAAAUAAGUCCCAAGUGCCUCCGUCGCAGAAUAAAACGCCUUUAUACGGACUGCUGAGAGGGUUUUUCGAAUACUAUAGAGAUUUUGACUAUAAAGACAGUAUUAUAAGUCCAUAUUUGGGAAGGCCACUGAAAAAGACAUGGUUCAAAGGUAUUGAGCAUGUACCAAAUGAGUUUGCUCAGUACAUAAAUAAUGUGACAAACAACAACUGCCCUCCAAUAAAAACUGAGACUAAUGGCCUCAUCUGUGUACAAGACCCGUUUCAGCACAACAGAAAUUGCACCGCGGGGGUUUUCCCCAGGCUGUUUGCGACCCUUGUGGCAUACUUUAGACAGUCAGUGAACAUUUUUGAAGGAUGUCCGCGAGAUAGUGUCUUAGGGGAGUUGUUAAGACAGCCACCGCCAAAUAUCCCUGUGCCACCAAAACGGGUGAUUAAUAUUGGUACCGUGGCCAAUGGCACACACAAUAAUAGACCCAAUAAAAUUGUUAAAAGAAAGAAUAAUUCAGUGUUGCCACCUCACCUGCAGAAGAACAAACACAACAAUAAGGCAGUCUGGAAUUAUGCAGUCAGUAAUGCGCAGGGCAGAAAUGGACCUAACUAUAUGAAGAGGAGAUUUUAGUAUACAAUUCUAUUUAUAUUUUUUGUGGUUUACUACUUGUGUACCUACCUUGUAAGUUAAUUGACUAUAAAAUAUACAUUCAGGAGGGUGAAUUAUGAUAAAAAUAUGCUUUUUAAUAUUU
Plutella xylostella (diamondback moth) is the source of this 1571-nucleotide messenger RNA. RefSeq names its product speckle targeted PIP5K1A-regulated poly(A) polymerase. Gene Ontology annotation, molecular function: RNA uridylyltransferase activity. The record is from RefSeq and is a predicted model, not a curated record. Lineage: Eukaryota; Metazoa; Arthropoda; Insecta; Lepidoptera; Plutellidae.